Messenger RNA from Sorghum bicolor (sorghum), 2115 nucleotides. RefSeq lists its product as uncharacterized. The record is from RefSeq and is a predicted model, not a curated record. The transcript is spliced from 10 exons. NCBI's taxonomy places the organism in Eukaryota, Viridiplantae, Streptophyta, Magnoliopsida, Poales, Poaceae. Bases 114 to 1688 code for a protein of 524 amino acids.
CACUCUCCGCAGCCGCCUGCCUCCCACACAGCUGCCGGUCAUCACUUGUCCGCCCUCCUCCGGCUAGUCCAAAUCCUGCGGCAGCUCCUUGCCUCACUCGCACGGGCAAGACGAUGGCACCAGGGAAGAGCAUGGUCGGCGGCAAGAACACGCCUUCACGCCCUACGUCGGUCCUUCCAGAUGACGCAGCCUCCUUGGAGAUGCCAGAACAUGAAGACAUGGACUUAAGCUCUCUGAGGGCUCGGAAUAUCAUGAGGAACAAUCAAUUUGCUACUCAGCUCGGUGUCCGUAGACUAGCAGAAUAUAUCCAGAUUUCAGCAAAGAAGAGAGUUGCUACGAAGAGUAUUGGCAAAAAAUCUAAGGCUUUGUUACAGGGGAAACAUGUGGGCAGCAGUAUGUCACCAUCUGGUGAUUGUGUCAAAGGUGGAGCAGGAAGAACAUCCAAGAGAGUGCUUGCACCAGAAAUUCCGGAAGAAACAAUGAGAUGCACUAGGCUAAGGGCUGCGAGACAAGUGUCCACCACGAGUGAACCUGAUUUGUCCGCAAACCAGAAUCAGGGCGACACCAGCAAUACUGAACAAGGCAACCUCACUUUAAGUACAGAAGUGGAGUCAAUGGGAUUGAACACUACUGAACAAGGAACCUGUACUGGUACUAUACAAGUGCGGCCAAGGGGGGAGACCAUGGGCAAAGAGAUUGAUUCCAUAAGUCAUGGUUUAGGGUGUCCGAUACCAAUCAUUAUCAAGAAAGGGAAAAGAAGGCCAGAGGCUCCUAUGCAAGCUGCAAAGCUGGCCUCAGAGAGUGGGACCAUAAUGAGAAAGAAUAUAAAAAUAUAUCCAAAUUGGACAAAGUACUACAAGAACAAUGGUGAGCAGCUUGAGAACUUAAAGGGCAAACUCAAGAUAAAAUUCGACAUUAACACCGACAGCAGCCCUGUAAAAGCUGCAUGUGAAGACAUCCUAAAGGGUGGAGUACGCCAAAUGAGGUAUAGGCUAAAGAAAAAGUACUUUGAUGGCGUACCAGCUAAUCAAGUGAGGACUACAUCGCCAUUGAAGCAUAUGAGUGAUGAAGAAUGGAGACAAUUGGUAGACAUGUGGUCAAGUCCAGAGCACAAGGAUAAAUGUGCCAAAAACCAACUGAAUCGUGAGAAAGUUAAGUAUCAACAGCGUACCGGAUCUCGGUCCUACAUUGCACAAGCCUAUGUCGUGAAGCAAGAAAAAUACAAAGACAGUGAGCCCACUGCAAUUAAUCUAUUUGAGGAAUUCCACUGCAGCAAAACCAAAGGUUUUAGUGAACCAGUGAAGAAAGCUAUAGAUGAUAUGCAUGCCCAGGAAGCCCUCACUUCACCACCAGUGGAAGAUGGACAGCAAGCUAAGACUUCUAUUGAAGCUAUUUCCAAAGUACUGCCAAAGUCAAAUACAUUUCUGCGUAAUGUUGGAAUUCAGCAGCCUGCUGCCAAGACACCAAAUGUGGUGAAAGACCUCCAAACUGAACUGGAUGCAAAGAAGCUAGAAUCUGCACGACUUCAGCAGGAGCUUGAAAGAUUGAAGGCACAGGCACAGGAAUCUGAUGCAAAAGUGGACAAACAAGCUGAGGAGAUUGCGAGCCUGAGGAAGAUGGCAGCAGAAAAUCAGAGCCUCCUUCGCCAAAUGAUAGCAUUUGGGCAGAGUCAGAUUGCUCCUCCCUAAGCUAGCUGAUCCUCAGGAAUUUGGUGGCUUAACAUGGAUUUUGAAGGCUGGUAAUUUUAGUGUAGUUGUUGAACUUGGAGGCUGUGAUCCCUUUUGUGCUGCUGCUGAAUGUGUGCCAUAGUGGAUUUUGGUGCAUACUGGUACUUCAGCGCAUGAUAUUUUGGUUGCUGGAAUCUGCUGCUGGCUGCUUCUGUGUGGCGGCUACUUUGUGUAGCAGUUGAACUUGAAGAUGGCUGGUUGACUCUUGUUAGGUGCCUAUUAGUUCUGUGUAGUGGUUGGAAUGUGGAUGGAAGCCUGGAAUGUGGCUGGAAUGUCUUUUGGAUAUGUAAUAUGUAUUCUGGAGUUGAUAUUGUAUGACUGAAUUGAUUAUUACAUUAUGGCUGGAAAGUAUUUUGUUGCAUGGGUAACAUGCUUUAUAACUGAGCAA